GCAGCAGAGAAGAUAUUUACCUCUGCUAUUCUCUCUCUCUCUGUGGCAAUGGAUUCCUUCACUGUUGCUUCUUCUUUUGCUUCCUUAUGGAUUCCAAGACUGUCAGCUUCUUCCAAAUUCUCUAAAUUCAAUUCUUCUUCAUCCCAUUCGAUUCAGCCGAGAUUUCGAGUGGUUUGUUCUGGUGGCUCUCGGCACAAUAUUGCUCCCCAGGAUUUCCAUUUCAUCCUUCACGAUGCCAUGGAUUCUUCUGGGAUUGACGCCUCCUAUUCUAAGGAGGCUAGGAAGGGUUUCUUGACUCAGAUUCAAUACUUAUCCAAUAUAGAGAGGGAAACAAGUAUUAGCAUUAAUAGGCGUGUUGAUUUGGCGAAAGCUGCUCUUUACAUUGCAGCAGAGGAUGAUUCCUUGGUAUCUAAUUCAUCUGUUCCUCUUCCCAUCGAUGCAUUUAUUCAUAGUCUAGCUGACCUUUCCAUGGGCUAUUGCACUCACUACAAAUCUUCAUUCAAUUUAUCACCAGAAAGUUUUUUGGAGAGUAUAGAGAGGUACAUGUAUGUCACUAAGGGUUUCAGAAGAACCAGUUCUAAAGCUCAAUUGGAACCACAAGCUCUAUAUCUUCACACAGUUUUGACCCAUGGUACAGGAUCAUCUGCACUACUUUCACUCGUAUACUCCGAGAUCUUGAAAAUGCUUCGUUUGUGGAGCCUUCUGGAUUUCGAUGUAGAGAUAUAUCAUCCUCAUGACGACUAUAGCCUUCCCACAGGCUAUCAUAAACUGAAAAGCAAGGAAUCUGAUCAACCACACAUAAUAACAACCCAAAGUCUGUUGGUGGAGAUUUUAAACAAUUUAAAAGAAUCUUUUUGGCCAUUUCAACAAAAUCAACCCAGAAGUUUAUUCUUAAGAGCCGUUGAUGUUGCUAAAUGUAGUGAUAGAUCGAAUACAAUUGAGGAAAGUGGCUUUCAGCUUGCGUCUGCAAAGGCUGCUCAACACAAGCUAGAACGUGGAGUUUGGACAAGUAGGCGUUAUGUAGAUAUGAGGCGUGCAUUAGCUGCAUGUGAACGGCUUAUCCUCCUUGAUGUUGAUAUGAAGGAACUGAGAGAUUAUAGCAUCCUUCUCUACCACUGUGGCUUCUAUGAGCAAUCACUGGAGUACUUGAAGUUGUAUCAGGAAACAAUGAGUUCCUCGAGUCCAACCGACAAGUCAAGUUCCGAGGAGGAAGAAGCUGUGGAAAACUUGAUGAAACGCCUUGCCCUUAUUAUGAUUGAAGAUGGUUGGAGCACACCCUCCUAUGCUUGAAAGUUCAUCGGUAAGAACGCCGAACCAUGAUAAUUAACUCAUCAUGUACACUAUGUUAUACGUGGUCGACUAAACCUCGAAAACGAGAAGGGUGAUCCCUGUUAAAAGUGAUCCAUCAUAUGGAAUAGGUAACUGAAUACAGCGUUGUAUGGAGAUAAUGAAUAGGGAUAGGAGUCUUAAGCUCAGAUGCUGAAAGGCUUAAUUUGGCACUUGAGAGAAAUUGGUCCUUACUGUACCACUAAUUAUGGAUGUAUAAACGUUAAUGUAAAUACAUGCAAUUGAGUAAAGUUUUUUUAACUUCUGUUUCAUGUAA
Molecule: messenger RNA, 1603 nt
Organism: Cucurbita maxima (winter squash)
Lineage: Eukaryota; Viridiplantae; Streptophyta; Magnoliopsida; Cucurbitales; Cucurbitaceae
Exons: 8
Coding region: 49-1290 (413 amino acids)
Source: RefSeq, a predicted model, not a curated record